Messenger RNA from Vespula vulgaris, 4325 nucleotides. RefSeq names its product protein javelin (gene jv). The transcript has 6 exons. Lineage: Eukaryota; Metazoa; Arthropoda; Insecta; Hymenoptera; Vespidae. The record is from RefSeq and is a predicted model, not a curated record. Bases 32 to 3652 code for a protein of 1206 amino acids.
UCGCACGCAUAGUCGCGCGCUAAUUUUCACGAUGUACGUUGUUAAGAUAGUUUAUUAUCAAGUCACGAUGGAAUUCGUCGAUCGUGAGCCGGAAGACAACUUGAACAGCGAGGGUAGCCGUAACGAAACUCACGGGAACCAAUCAACCCAGGAUAGAAGGAAAUUAUUGAAACGAACAAGGAGCCUUGCGGUAAUAUCGGAGGACGAAUCGCGUCAGGAACGUGAAACACGACAUUUUCAAUUGGGAGAGUCGACCUAUGAUCUACCCAGAAGGCAUCAAUUGAUACCAAGGGCCAAAUUGAUCGAUCGGAAUUCUCUUAAGGAUAGGCUCUACAAGAGUCAGCAACAUUUGUCAGACUCUUACGACAGAUUCAACGAGAUAAAGUCUGGUUAUUCACGAUCGACAUGCGGACUUCACUCGAUUCCACCUGUUCUCUCUUCUUUACCUAAUCCAUUGGCAUAUGCUCGAACAACAAAUCGUUCUAAUCCGGAUCGCCUCAAUAUUCUCGAUUGGCCCGAACCACCGAGACGUUAUCGAAGUGUACAGACAUUGGAUACGGUCAGCGGAUUGGUGGAUAUUGUCGAAGAUAAUUGGCCCAUCGAAGGCAAUCGUAGUAUCGAUUGUAUCUAUACUCAGGUCAAGCGCAAGCGCAAAGAACAUCGCAGUUUGGAUAGCAUUCUCUUCGAGGACGAAAGCGAGUUGGAAUAUUUCGAUGUAUUAAAUCUUUUACCACUGUCGAACGUACGAUUGGAAUUUGACGAGGAAGACGCAAGGAAUAAUAAUUUCUCUGAUAUAGAAAUAAAAGGGGAUAACGAUGUUACAUGUAUCCGACGGGGACAUAAACGUCAUGAAGAAUUGUCUACGGGGCUCGAGGAGAGGGUGAACGUUAAAUGCAGAAACGUGACGGACGAGGAGAAAUGUAAACGUCACGCUACGACUAAACCGGAAAUUGUUACGAUCGAGAAGGACGAAGUAGAGGAAGAAGAAGAAGAAGAAGGAGAAGAAGGAGGAGAAGAAGAAGAAGAAGAAGAAGAAGAAGAAUUGGAAAAGGAAGAGGAAGAAGGAGAUUUCAAAUCGAGCAAGUGGGAAUCAAAGGGCGAAAUAACGAGAAGUUCGUCGGUUCUUUUAAAGAGACAGGACCGAGGUGAAAAUAGUCCAGAGUCGUUGCAGAAUUUAGAAAACGAGAGAAGCUUGGUGAUUUCAACGUCGACGAAAGACGUUGAACAGGAAAGAAGGAAAGAGGAUAGAUCGUCCUUGUCGUUGAGAGUCGAUCAAGAUAAUCGUAAAUCGGAUGUGACCUUGGUGACAUCUCACGAGGAGAAUAUCAAUCGGAAAUUAGGUGGACGAGAGGAGGAAGAUUCAACGACGAUUUGGAUCUCGGAUAACGACGAACAGGAACAGGAAGAGAUGUCGCGCAGACCGCAGAUCCUUAAAGUGGUCGAUAACGACGUGACGAAGAGACCGCAUCGUCGCUCAGUCGAAAUCGAUAUUCAUGACGAGGAUAUAACGAGGUGUGAGAUAGUACGAGACCUUCGAAAGGAUUAUAAAAAUUCCAAAUAUGAGUCCAAAAUGAAAUCUGACAGAAGCAAAGAGGACGUCGAUGGAAAUUUGACGAUUCAUAACGUUGUCUCUCGAGAGGAGAAACCAGGAUCCGCGAUCGAAAACAUAAAGAACGUGUUCGAGAAUCAUACUUUCGUAAAAGCUGUCGGGAAGACUAAGCAGAUAGAAGGCAGGUUCGAGAGAAUAGUCAAGGAGACGUCUAACAUACUUGGCAAAGCUUGUAACGUGGUAAAGGGUAGCUUAGGUUUCGAGGCUCGAUCAGAAAGUUCCGAUCUUGGCUUGGGUUCCGAGAUCGAAACUGAUACGAGAAGAAGAUCGGUCGACGACGGUGAUCCUUCGAGUAUAAUCCGGAACAAGAACGACGUUAGCUUGUGCAACGAGAACGAUGGGAAAAAAAUAUAUAGCAAUUUAACGAGAUCGAAGAGUUGCGUGGACUCGAUCGAGUCACCGACCGAUACUCAAGAAUUCGAUCACGUUCGUUACAAGAUCGUUAAGUCGAACGUAUUCAGUAAAAAUAUGUAUAGCAGUGCAAGAGGUGACGUCACAUACGACGGUCUUAUGCAAUAUCUCCGCGAGUACUCAUUCCAGGAACUACUUCUGGAUAACAACGUUGUUAUCAUCGAACCAGUACGUGCAGAAACGAUCGAAAGAAAAUCCUCUAAGACGAUUGGAAAGGGAAGAUCAGACGCGAGCGGCAAAGUUCCUGAUACGAUACAAAUUACGACGGAUGAUAGCGAUAAAGAGAAAAAGUCUAAUGAAAAGUGCGAGGGAAAUUGUAAAAUCGUUAAACAAUCCUCGAUCAGGAAACAUUUCUUUUAUCAUCCUAUAAGGGUUAAUCGCGAAUUGAUAGACGAGGAAUUACCCGAUCCCGAUACGGUUAGAAACGUUAGACGUAUGUUCGAGGAUACCUUGAGGAAGAAAAAUUCAAACGAUUUGGCCGCGGAGAGAGAUUGUAAAAAUAGAAAGAGCGUUAGCAUGAAGGAUCUCACUAGUAUCGAUUCGGAAUCUCGUUUCGAGGAGGUACUGGAAAAGGGCGAGGAGAUAUCCAGAUGUUCGAGCCGAGCGAAAGAUUUGACCAGAAUGUUCGAGAGCAUGGAGAAGUCAACGUCCUCGUCUAUUUCAGUAAUCGGAACCAAGGACGAGCCUGACGGUACGAAUCGAAGCGAAUCGAAAACCAGAAUAUUAGCGCAAUCGUUCGAGGCUAGAAGCGGACAUACCUCUCCGUGCGAUUCGAAUUCGUCGAAGAACAAAGUUUCACGGAAUUACCACCAGCAUCAUCAACACCAUCAUAAUCAUAAUUGGGACACUGGGAGUGUUAGUUCGGGUGUUUCCAGUGAUUAUCCCGACACGGAUCCUGGUAGUGGAGUUCAGUGUACGUCCUCGGAGGACGAAGAUUGCCAUUACGACGACGAUGGUUUAGACGAAAGUGGGCCAGGCCAUUACGUGUCUCAGGACGUUUUGAAGAAAAUACGUGAAUGUGGUACCUCGGUAACCUAUUACGGUGGCAAAGUAGUAAACACAUGUAACGGACCAAUCGUAUCGCCUUCGAUCGAAAACAGAUUCAAAAGAAUCGAUCGGACGACCAACGAUUACGUUAAAUUUAAACUCGUAAAGAGCAACUCCUGCGACAGUCGGCUCGAACUUACCGGUAGGCUCGUAGAAAGACAAUCCAAAGUUACCAAUCGAGAUGUGACCCCUGAUCUGAGACAAUAUACGAUAGUUGAGACGCCAAGCAUCGAGAUUACUAGUAUUGACACUAAGGAUAAGGACGAGGAAAAGAUUAGAGAGAAGAAAGAUCGUACGGAAACGAAGAGAGAACCACCUGUCGUUAUUGGAUUGGAACCAAAAAAGGAUGAGCAAAGGGAUACGGCGAAACUCUUCAAGGCCGAUUUCAAGAUAGGAAAUUACGAAGAUACUAAAUCCACUUAUCACGCUAGAUUUAACGAGAGUGCUCUGACGAGGUGGCAGGUGAACGAGAAUCAUUUGAAGAAUGGAAGUGAUUUUGGAAAGAUGGAGUUUGAAGAGUUCGAGGUACUCGAAGAUAGUCUAAAUGGAAUGGAUAAUCAAAGUCAACGUUUCGAGGCCUCUUGAGAUAUACGGGCUCGGCAAUAUUUUUCAUAGAUCAAUCUUCUUUUCCUUAUUCGAAGGAGGUGUGUCUAUGAUUGAAAAAAAGAAAAAAAAAAGAAAAAAAAAGGAAAAAGGUAAAAGAAAAAUUUGAUGCUUGUUCUUUUAUAAAAUUAUAUGUGUGAAAAGAAAAGGAGGAGGAAAAAAAAGAAAAGAAAAUAUAUGUAUAUUUAAAACGUGUCCUUGACAUUUUCGUUGUGAGAAAAAAGAAAAGAAAGAAAGAAAAGGAAAAAAGAAAAAGAAAAAGGAAAAAAAAAACAGGAAAAACCGUUUUUGCUCUCGCGUAAGUAAGCCUAUAAUGUAUGAUAUUUAGUUAUUGCUAAAUUAUCAAAUUCGAAUAAAUUUUCAUGGUUAACACGAAUUAUAAAAAUUUAUAUCAACGUAAAGUGUACUAUAAAACAUUAGAGCCAACAUCGAACAAACUAUCGUCGAAUUGACGACGAACGAUUAGCAUAUUUAUUGUGGCGAUUAAAAUGCCGUCCAAACCACCCUAACUCUCUCGUUAUAUAUCAUAAUACAAGUUUAAUAUCCUUUUAGUAUAUCUUAAUUAAAACUAGCGCUAGUCCUAAUGGUAAUCACUGUAAUAAAAAUUUCACAUUUCUCGUGUCUACGCAAUGGUAUUAAAUUAUCGAGUUUUCUC